Messenger RNA from Emiliania huxleyi CCMP1516, 807 nucleotides. RefSeq lists its product as hypothetical. The record is from RefSeq and is a predicted model, not a curated record. Lineage: Eukaryota; Haptophyta; Isochrysidales; Noelaerhabdaceae. Gene Ontology annotation, cellular component: membrane. Gene Ontology annotation, biological process: heparan sulfate proteoglycan biosynthetic process; chondroitin sulfate proteoglycan biosynthetic process. Gene Ontology annotation, molecular function: protein xylosyltransferase activity. The transcript has 3 exons. The coding region runs from base 1 to 807 and encodes 268 amino acids.
AUGCAGCUGCUCGACCACGAGGGACGUAACGCGGCGGCUCAGCCCUCGUCUGCCGCCGCACACGCCGCCUGCCUCGCCGCCAUCGACGAGCGGCUGCGGCGCGCGGCGGGCGAUGGGAUGCCGCUCCGGGCGCGGACGGCGGUCCAGCUGCCGCCGCCGGCUCCUGCCGGGCCCGGACGCGCGUCGCUCGCCUUUCUUAUCAUGGCGCACCGGCGCUUUGCGCACGCGACGGUCGCCCGCCUCGUGCGCGCGCUCGACGCGCCUUCGCACCUCUUCCUCCUCCACAUCGACGCCCGCGCGCACAGUGCCGUCGCCGGUUGGGCCGCCUCGGAGCCGCGCGUGCACCUGCUCGAGCGGCGCCCGGUCGGAUGGGGUGCGGCGUCGCAGGUGGAGGUCCUGCUGGAGGCGGUCGCCAUCGCGCUCGCCGCCGCCCCCUCCCUCGACUUCGUCAUCAACCUCUCGGACGCCGACGUGGCGCUCCGCACCGGCCGAGAGCUCUCCUCCUUCCUCGCGCGGCACCGCGGCACCUCCUUCGUGGCGGCGAAGUUCCCCGCGAGGGACGGGAUGCGGUACGGCGCGCACGCGACGAUGCGCACGCCCGCCUGGCUCGAGUGCCGCGGGGAGGGCACGCCCGCGGCGCUCUUCGGCGAGGGCAGCUCGCGCUGCUGCUACGCUCGGUCGGGCCCGAUCCUCUACCCAGACCCGCGCGGGUCCAGCUGCUCCUGCGCCGCCGACUGCACUCAGCGCCGCUACCUCAAGGACUGCUGUGUCGACUGGCUGCACGCGUGCAAGGCAGACCGUUUAUAA